This is a messenger RNA of Panicum virgatum (switchgrass), 556 nucleotides long. RefSeq lists its product as uncharacterized. Lineage: Eukaryota; Viridiplantae; Streptophyta; Magnoliopsida; Poales; Poaceae. The record is from RefSeq and is a predicted model, not a curated record. The transcript has a single exon. The coding region runs from base 84 to 410 and encodes 108 amino acids.
ACCACACAUUGCUUCUUGCAACGGCAUUGUCGGCAGCUAAUAACAGGGUCGAGGCAGCGGGGAGAUCAGCAGAUCGACCGGCCAUGCAGUUCCGCGUGGCGCCGUCGUCUCGGCGGAGGGCGACGCAGCAGGCGGGCGGCGGCGGCCGGAGGAAGAGGAUGGCGGUGGUGAGGCUCGGUGGCGGCGGCGGCGGGGGGAGGAAGCGGAGGCUCUUUGGCACGCUGCGGCUGAGGUGGCCGUGGCUCGCGGCGGUGUACCGGCGCGCGCUGCGGCGGUUGAGGGCCAGCUACGAGCAGGCCCUGCGCGAGCUCGUCGAGGGCACCGCGCUCGUCGGCGCGCUGCACGCGCCCGCCGGCGUCGACUGCGCCCACGCCGCCUCCUUCGGGCCCAUGGCCACCGUCGGCUUCUGAUGAUGAACUCCGUCCGAUCCUGCACGGCUUCAUGAAUCACGAGCGUUUUACUACUUGCUCACUGAUAUAUGUUGUGUGCGAACGUGCCCAUGUACAUAAACACGUUUAACUGCGUUUCAAUCUAUCUGAAUCUAAACAUUUCUCGG